UUUCCGCCGCAGUUCCCAGAAUAAUAAAAUUUCAAAUCCUUUGUAUAGAUUAAAAACUAUUUGUGUGGGAGAUUAAUUGAAACAAAGAAGAGAUUUCGAGUUCGGAUACACAUUCACUAAAGGGACAUAUUUAUUUGGAUACAUAUCCAUAUUUAUACAUGAAGUUCCAAAGCUUGCAAAUUUUCUUCAUCGAAGAGACAUUGGUUGGUUCGUGGAAGAGAAAUCGAAGAUGAAGAAGUACGGAUUACAAAUCAGAGCUCCUACCCAGAAAAAGCAAUCAUCAUCUCGACCACCACUACGACCCGCUGCUUCGAUAUUUGGUGAAGAUGAAGAUCACGAUGUCGAGAAGGAGAUUUCUCGACAAGCUUCAAAGACUAAAGCUCUUAAAGAAAUUGAGGAGCAGCAUAAGAAAGCUUUAGAGGAGGAUCCUUCUGCUUUUGCAUAUGAUGAAGUUUAUGAUGACAUGAAACAAAAGGCUGUUCUUCCUCGAAUACAAGAUCGUCAAGAGCGUCAGCCAAGGUAUAUCCAGAAUUUGAUGAAACAGGCAGAACGUAGAAACAAAGAACAUGAAAUAGUUUAUGAGCGAAAGCUUGCGAAGGAGAGGGAAAAAGAUGAACAUCUUUUUUCAGAUAAAGAAAAGUUUGUAACCGGUGCUUAUAAAAGGAAACUCGAGGAACAGAAGAAAUGGCUGGCAGAAGAAAGGUUGCGUGAACUUCGAGAGGAAAGAGAUGAUGUUACAAAGAAGAAGGACUUGAGUGAUUUCUACUUCAACAUUGGAAAAAAUGUGGCAUUUGGAGCUCGAGAUAUCGAAGCUAAAGAGGCAGAGAUGCUCGAGGAACAAAGAAACGCAGAGAAGCUUGAGGAACAAAGAGAGGCAGAAAAGCUCGGAGAGCGGAGAAAAGAAGAAACAAGCAAAGAGAGAAAAAGGAAAUCACCAGAGAAGGAAGAGACUCCUGAAUCUGGAGAUAUUAGAUCAAGUCGAACGAAAAGUAUUGAACCACAAGAAGCAGAGCAAGCAGUUUCUGAAAAGAAGAUGGGUUCAGGUGAUACAGAAGAGAGACACUCAUCAAUCGAAGAGGCACCAAAAGAAGUGCAGAAAGCUAGUAACGACCCCAAGAAAAGAGAGGAUGCGGUUGCUGCUGCGAAACAACGGUUCUUAGCCCGUAAGAAGGCAAAGCUUGAAGAAUAAUUGUGCUGUUGCAACUUGGAAGAUUUCAAUCCAACGUUACUCUUUGGUGAACUCGUCUCUCUUGCUGAUAUCCACCACCUCUGUUUUAUUAAUGUAACUUUUCAAGAUAACGCUUC
Capsella rubella is the source of this 1305-nucleotide messenger RNA. RefSeq names its product nuclear speckle splicing regulatory protein 1. The record is from RefSeq and is a predicted model, not a curated record. The transcript has 6 exons. Bases 230 to 1189 code for a protein of 319 amino acids. Gene Ontology annotation, biological process: regulation of alternative mRNA splicing, via spliceosome. NCBI's taxonomy places the organism in Eukaryota, Viridiplantae, Streptophyta, Magnoliopsida, Brassicales, Brassicaceae.